UCUUGCGGUUGAGGAGAUCGCGUUGUUUUCUGGUUGGGUGGUGGCUGGAGCGUGGUCUGCGGGCGGCAGAUUCCCAGUCUCCCUCCCAGCCGUGCACCGGGACAUGUGUGAUGGUGACAACCCCGGGUUGGGUGGUGGGGACAGGAGAGUGAGAGAGCCAGUCCAAUAUAGUGGGGUGCAGAGGCUACUGAGGCCUGGAUACUGAUGUAGGUCCCACUCAGAUUAUCCUGUGUGAUUUUAGUCACUGGCCUCAGUGUCGCUUAUUACAGGUAGAUAUUCUGCAUAAUGAGUCAGGGGGACACAAACUCUGCUGCUGUCCCUCAUGCUGCUGAGGAUGUACAGGGCGAUGACCGUUGGCUGUGUCAGCACAACCGGUUUGUUAUGGAUUGUAAGGACAAGGAGCCAGAUGUGCUGUUUGUAGGUGAUUCCAUGGUGCAGCUAAUGCAGCAGUAUGAGAUUUGGAGGGAGCUAUUCUCUCCACUCCAUGCACUGAAUUUUGGCAUUGGUGGGGACACAACUCGUCACGUCCUCUGGAGGCUUCAAAAUGGAGAACUAGAGAAUAUCAAACCUAAGGUCAUUGUCUUGUGGAUCGGAACAAAUAACCAUGAAAACUCGGCCGAAGAAGUAGCUGGUGGAGUGGAAGCCAUUAUAAAGCUCAUCAACACGCUGCAACCACAAGCAAAAAUAAUUGUUAUGGGAUUACUGCCACGUGGCGAGAAGCCUAAUCGGCUCCGUGAGAAGAACACACGUGUGAACCAGCUGCUGCGCUCAUGGCUGCCACGCCUUCCUGGAGUGCAGCUCCUGGAUGUAGAUUUUGGGUUUGUGCACUCAGACGGCGCCAUCUCUCGACACGACAUGUUCGAUUUCCUCCAUCUCACGGCUGCCGGCUACACCAAGGUCUGCAGACCUCUUCACGAACUGAUUAUGCAACUGCUGGAAGAGACCCCAGAAGAAAAACAAGUCACACUGGCCUGAUCGUCACAUUCCUCCUCACCCUGUCGUCAGUGUUACAUCAUUGGCUGCCACCAUCGCUCACUACAUUUGCCUCCGCUGUAUAUCUACAUGUUCAGUGUAUAUACACAGAACUCAUAAACACCUUCUAAAACCCAUCUUCUCCUGCAAAUCCCAUUUUACCGUUUCUCCUGCAAAUCCCCUUUUACCGUUUCCCCUGCAAAUCCCCUUUUACCGUUUCCCACGUUGUUGGGCAGUUACGUCGUUGAUACCUCCCCCAUGGAGUCUGAGGUGUAGAAUGAGAUUCGGAUUCCUGCAGAUGGAAGAAACACAAAACCUAAAGUCUUGGAUUGAUGUAGACUGCUUAAAUCUGUGGCAAAUCCUGUGAAAAGAUGAUACACCCGAAUUGAGGCUUUUCCAGCCAUUGGUGAGCCUUCAAUGGCGUGUAGUGUAUACAUAGAAGCUGAUGUCCAGGUCACCACUCCAGAAGCCUGUUAAAUGCAAUCUUUCUUUUUCAUUUGAUUAGAAUUGAACCUGACAGGCGACAGGUGUUUGCAUAGAUAAUUGGUGUGGCUAUUUGGUGUGUCGAAGGUAACCCUGGCAUAAAAAGGUUGGAAACCUACAUGGAAGUGGAGAGCGUUUACAGAACUCAAGCCUAGCAUUAAUGGCUUCACUGCUGUGAAGACUAAACGGCUUGCUAGUUAACCCCCUCUUUGCCAGCGCAACCUUCGCCAUAUUGCAAAUACUCUUAGUUUAUUUUAUUAACUGGUAAAUUUGUUCUGUAUCUGUCCUCUCAUUGCGCAGCGUAUGCGCAAUCUUGGAAAUAUGUGUGAAUAUAUAUAUAUAUAUAAAGUAUAAGUAUUGCCUGUAUGAAUAAUGUGUUUGAUAACGUUGGUCUUGUCAGGGACCAAAGCAGAAGUUACUGAAAAUUGACCCCUCCACCAAAUUCAGAGAAGAAAAUUGGGCAUUAUGGGUAAUGGCAUGUGGCUUAGUACCAAAUGCAUAGAUCAAUAUGUAAUAUAGCCAUAGCGCAACAAUAAAGGGUGUGGCUGGCGCAGAAUUAGGGCCAAUUAGAGCUGCAGAUAGUGGGGCUGUCCUAUAGUGUUUACGGUUUGUCUCUGCUCUCAUAUCUGUGCAGCUUUUACAAUUCAUUUGUAGAUCUUGCAUCUUCAGAGCUUAAGCUUCUGUGUACGGCAUAAUGAACUGAUUGUCUCUUGUUGUCAAGUGUGUAUGGAGCGAAGUUAUAAAGAUACCAAUGUUAA
Messenger RNA from Pseudophryne corroboree (corroboree frog), 2213 nucleotides. It is a transcript of the gene PAFAH1B2, whose product is annotated as platelet activating factor acetylhydrolase 1b catalytic subunit 2. Lineage: Eukaryota; Metazoa; Chordata; Amphibia; Anura; Myobatrachidae. The record is from RefSeq and is a predicted model, not a curated record. The transcript is spliced from 6 exons. Gene Ontology annotation, cellular component: cytoplasm. Gene Ontology annotation, molecular function: platelet-activating factor acetyltransferase activity. The coding region runs from base 286 to 975 and encodes 229 amino acids.